Lolium perenne is the source of this 625-nucleotide messenger RNA. RefSeq names its product cyclin-dependent protein kinase inhibitor SMR4-like. NCBI's taxonomy places the organism in Eukaryota, Viridiplantae, Streptophyta, Magnoliopsida, Poales, Poaceae. The record is from RefSeq and is a predicted model, not a curated record. Gene Ontology annotation, cellular component: nucleus. Gene Ontology annotation, biological process: regulation of DNA endoreduplication.
ACGCUUUCCCUCCCAAAUCCUACUUUCAAACCAAGCAAAACCCAAAUCUCCUCCUCCUCCUCACCCCGCGAAAAAAAAAAAAACAGAGCAUCCAAUGGAGAACGGCGGCGGCGGCGCAGAGUCGGCGGCGGCAGCAGCAGGCGGCGCCUACGGCUGCGGCGGGUGGGAGACGCCGAAGCGGCAGGAGUGCCGCAUCCCGGCAACGCUGCCCUGCCCCGCCGCGCCCAGGAAGGCGGCGGCCGACUUCGGCAAGCCGCGCGGCCCGCCCAAGAACGGCUACUUCCAGCCGCCGGACCUCGAGGCGCUCUUCGCGCUCGCGCCGCGCAGACGCCAGGCCUCCUGCGCCUGAGAUUAGGCGGCGUGAUUUGGUCGGGGGCGCGCGGCGGACGGCUGACGCGGCCGCGGAGAGCUCUGUUUUGGGUUGAUUUUGGAACUCUCUGUAGAUACUUAGCCAGUUUCUCUCCUCUGUCUUUGUACUCUAGAGUAUGUAGUGGUGGCGGAUUAGGGGGUCUUCCUAGGGAGGAGUAUGUAGCUAGGUUAGGUGGCGGAGGAAUGAUAGGAGCUGAUAAGCGUAUGGUUUUUGUAAUCCUGAAUGAAAUGAUAAAUCCUUAUUUGUUUCUUCGCA